Molecule: messenger RNA, 1179 nt
Organism: Lodderomyces beijingensis
Lineage: Eukaryota; Fungi; Ascomycota; Pichiomycetes; Serinales; Debaryomycetaceae
Source: the annotation of a GenBank genome assembly
AUGAGGACCACUUCCAACUCAUCCACCACCAAGCUCGAGGCAAACGACAACACUAUGAACACAGUGCAAGAGCACAUUUCCCCUUAUUUCAGCGUUUCCCAAACGAAAUACGGCGGCCGCGGAUGCUUUGCCAACUUGGAGAUACCGUGCGGCACCCAGAUACACUACUGCCCCAGACCAAUUGGAUACACCGUGUCGCGAUGUUUCAAAAAAGAAGUCUGUUACUGGUGUUUUAAGUAUGACUACGGCACCAUCAUGAAGAGCAAAAUCACUGGGGAUCUAGGUGGUAACAGCAAUAAGAACGCGUGCUCGUUGCACUUUUGUAGCGAUGCGUGUGCCCAGCUGUAUCGCGAGGCUGACGCCGAUGGACUUUUAACGCGGAAUUUGCUCGAGGCCGAGAGAAACUACUUGCUUGGGUUGAAACAACCGGCAGAUGAAUGGAAGGAGCCCACGGGCAGCGUGGACGACGCCAUUGCGGCAGCUUGGAGCUCGGCGGAAAAGUGGCACGAGGAACUCGACGCUGGUAAGCAGUCGAAAGGGAGGGCGCAAAAUAGAAAUGUUGCGGUGGUGCCUCGAAUAGACGAAGGCGAUUUCUCAGAAGCUAUAUAUGUCAUUCACGUGGCGUUCAACACAUUCCAGAACCAGAUGAAAGCUAGCAGCUUCGAGUACGACACCGCUGACCUUGCGGCGAAAAUGAAACUUGAGUUGAUCAUGUUUAAUUCGCUCCAGUCGACGGAAAUCGAAAAGUACCACCGGUACCCGUAUUUGAUUGAGUCCUUUGUCAAAAUUUACAAGUUUUUGAAACUCACUUGCUCUUGGGAGCUUCAGCCAUACAUCACCCCGCAAAACGUGAGGUUGAUAAUCGGCAGAAACCUCCCCAACGCGUUUGGUAUAUGGUCGCACACCAAGAGCCCUACGGAGGACAAGGAGUAUCUCGGGUUUGCCGUGUACCCGUCGGCGUCCUUAUUCAACCAUUCCUGCGAGCCCAACAUCAAAAAAAUUCGUAUGAAAAACGACUUGCGGUUUGUUGCGUUGCGAGACAUACAAAAAGGCGAGGAAUUGUGCAUUAGUUAUGGGAACCACCAAGAUGAAGAUGUUGAUGAAAGACAAAAGCAAUUACUGGAAUGGUUUUUCACUUGCUCGUGUGCCAAAUGUACCCGGGAGUUGACGCUCAGGUGA